This is a messenger RNA of Symbiodinium sp. CCMP2592, 399 nucleotides long. Lineage: Eukaryota; Dinophyceae; Suessiales; Symbiodiniaceae. The record is from the annotation of a GenBank genome assembly.
AUGUUUGCGUCGGAAGGUGUCAGGUUCGCCAGCUGUGGUGUAGCUCGCACGUCUGCAAAGGUCAAUGACCUCCACAACCAAGUUUCGCUGCUCAGCACUAAAAAGUUAUCCCGCGCAGAAGAAGUACGCCAGACGGCCUUGCGAACGGCUGCCUACACCAACAAGCUCUUCAUGAGGAAGGCAAAGGUGCUAGGCGUUUAUCGGCAAACUGCUGCGGCCAAGAAGAUGGAACAAAGGGUGUUGAUGGACAGCAUUGGAGAGCUCUCGUCGAAGUCUUCGACGGAGCGUGAAAGCCUGCGCAACGCUCAGAAAGCCUUGCGGUUCUUCGACAGCACAUGGUGGACAGUUCGCCGGCAUCUUGACGACUACCUGCAGGCCGGGCUGCUGUCAGAACCGUAG